Molecule: messenger RNA, 1948 nt
Organism: Microcebus murinus (gray mouse lemur)
Lineage: Eukaryota; Metazoa; Chordata; Mammalia; Primates; Cheirogaleidae
Source: RefSeq, a predicted model, not a curated record
UGGUACUUCGGGGCGGUGGGGCGGGACUCCAGCUGCAGCCGCGGGAGGUCCGGACACAGGCGGCCAUGGGACUCGCCGGUAAUAGAGGACACAUCUUAACUGGGUUGCUUUAAGAACUGAUGCCUAAAUCAUCUCAGCAUGGCCUGUAGAGGAGAUGAGCCCGGCAAGCCUUUCUCAGCUAUACUCUCUUGGGUUAGCCCUGGAAGUCUUCCCACACAUAGAACCCGUACCCAUAAUAUAUGCAUGGUAUCUGACUUUUUCUACCCAAAUAUGGGAGGUGUGGAAAGCCACAUUUACCAGCUCUCUCAGUGCCUGAUUGAAAGAGGGCAUAAGGUUAUAAUUGUCACCCAUGCUUACGGAAAUCGAAAAGGCAUCCGUUACCUCACUAAUGGCCUCAAAGUCUAUUACUUGCCUCUGAAAGUCAUGUACAACCAGUCUACAGCCACGACCCUCUUUCACAGUCUACCAUUGCUCAGGUACAUAUUUGUUCGGGAGAGAGUCACAAUAAUCCAUUCACAUAGUUCUUUUUCUGCCAUGGCCCAUGAUGCUCUCUUCCACGCCAAGACAAUGGGGCUUCAGACAGUCUUCACGGACCAUUCCCUUUUUGGAUUUGCUGAUGUCAGCUCGGUGCUUACAAACAAGCUUCUAACUGUGUCUCUUUGUGACACAAACCACAUCAUUUGUGUCUCUUAUACUAGUAAGGAAAAUACUGUAUUAAGAGCAGCACUGAAUCCUGAAAUAGUGUCCGUCAUUCCUAAUGCUGUAGAUCCUACUGACUUCACUCCAGACCCAUUUAGAAGGCAUGAUAGUAUAAUAACUAUUGUUGUUGUCAGCAGACUUGUUUACAGAAAAGGAACUGAUUUGCUUAGUGGUAUAAUACCUGAACUCUGUCAGAAAUAUCCAGAGUUAAAUUUCGUAAUUGGAGGAGAGGGACCAAAGAGAGUCAUUUUGGAAGAAGUUCGGGAAAGAUACCAGCUACAUGACAGGGUGCGUCUUUUGGGAGCUUUAGAACACAAGGAUGUUAGAGAUGUCUUAGUUCAAGGACACAUUUUUCUUAAUACCUCCCUUACCGAAGCAUUCUGCAUGGCGAUCUUGGAAGCAGCCAGUUGUGGUUUACAGGUUGUAAGUACCAAGGUUGGUGGAAUACCUGAGGUGCUUCCAGAAAAUCUUAUUAUUUUAUGUGAGCCUUCAGUAAAAUCUUUGUGUGAAGGGUUGGAAAAAGCUAUUUUCCAACUGAAGUCGGGGACAUUGCCACCUCCAGAAAAUAUCCAUAACGUAGUAAAGACUUUCUACACCUGGAGGAAUGUUGCAGAGAGAACUGAAAAACAACAUAGACGGCUUCACACACCUGUUGAAAGAGCCUCCGGGUACCCAGCAGCACACUAGAUUGUAGCUCUCUGAUUGUGGUUGAUGUCUGCCAGAUGCCAGUGAGAGCUGUCUCAGCUGAGUCAAGGAAUCUUCAAAGGCCAAUCCUGCUUCAGCACUGCUGAAAUCAUUGCUGAAUUAAGUAUCACCCUUACAAUGGUGAACCAAAAAGCUAUUCAGACUUUGCAGGACUUUGGAAUUCUAAGCUAUAAUCGAUGAUGUUCCCCUGAGGGAGAGGAACUGUCACUUAUUCUUUGUAUCAAUAGUGUCUAGCCCAGCGUUUUGCCCAGAAUGAGUGUUCAAUAAGGUUGAAUCAAAUGGCAGUAAUUAUUGUGAUUAAGUUCAUUAAGGACAUCAUUACUGUAACAACAAAAUGUGAGUGACUUCUGUUUGCAUGUAUUUAUAAAAGGUUCCCGCGGGAGCAGGUCAUUGUUUGGUAUGUGACCGGUGAUAGGUUAGAGUGCUCAUUCUUGGCUUCUCUCCUGCCAGGUGUAUGACCGGGUGUCAGUGGAGGCUGUGUUGCCAAUGGAAAGGCGACUGAACAGACUUAUCUCUCACUGCGGCCCGAUAACAGGCUACAUUU